UGUGUGUGUGUGUGUGUGUGUGUGUGUGAGUGUGUGAGAGAGAUGUUAUUACGGUUAGACCUGAGUUGCAGAACAUUGUCACUGAAUAUCCGUACUUGUAGACUUCACAGUGAGGGGAAUGAUGUGCAGAUGUGUAUGGAUCCCUGCAGCCGGACUCACGUCCACACCCCUUAGAGCAGAUCUAAUAACCGGGGUCGUCUAAGGGAAACUUAACCAACACUUAAGAGUCGACCUCCCUCCUGUGAGACGUGCAAAGUGAAGCGACCUCGCCGGUGCACGAUGCAGCCGGUGCCGGGUGCAAAGGUCAACUCUCACGUGGUGUGUAAUUUACACGAAAGGCCGAAUGGAGAUUUUCUCCUAAUCUUGAGGAAGGGGAUUAGAUUAAAUCUGUUGCAUAGUCACUGUGACAGCGCCUUCAGCACAUUUCAUUACAACAAAGUGCUGCUUUCUGCUCUCAGGACACUGCACACCUCACACACACUACAGCGUGUUCCAGGUGUCUCCAAUGUGCAACAGAUAAAUCAGACAUGAAAUAGUGCAGGUGCAUGAUUAAUCAAUCUGGACCUUUUGUUGCUCUGGAGUCACAUCCCCCUCCAGGAAUCCCCCAGAAUGCCACAUGUUCGCCCAAAAAGCUGCAUUAAAGUGCAUGUUGUUUUAAUGAUUUCUUAGCUUUUAGUCGUGAUUAUGAUCGAGCAUGCUUUUUUGUAUUCUUAUGUUUUGUAUUUAUUGAACAAGGACAAUGCUUCAAUGCAACACAGUAUGAGAGAUUUAAACGUAAAAAAAUGUAAGGCAUGAUAAAUAACACACUCACAGAACAGAAGAAAAUACAAUACAAAUAUGAGAAAUUCAUUUCAAAGUGCACGUUUACAGGGGUCAUUUUUGCAGAAAUGUGUAAAUCCUCCCAGUAUAAGAGAGAUUUGCACGUACACAGAUACAGUGAUGUAUAUCAUGUCGUGUACUUUCAUAUUUUAUACUUUACCUCUACAGUGUUUCACAGCUUUCGUGUGAAAAGGCCUCUUUAACUCGUGUGUUUUGCAGUGUUUCGGGGCAGUUGUGUGGAAAUAGUUAAAGGUUAACCGUGGCAUUUUAAUAUGCAUCUCUUCCAUAAGUGUUGAUGUUUUUAAACACACAUACACACACACACACACACACACACACCAGUGCAUUUAGCAGCCUGGUCACCUCUGUUGAUGAAUCAUGCAGAGGACGAUGAUCUGCAGCUAAUUCGAGUCAUGCCUCUGGGCCGCGGGGCUCCGAGCAGUCAUGCUGUUCUCAUUGCUUAAACAUCAGAGAGCCGGGAACCGAACCCGGCCUCCAGGCCUCCAAACAAGCUGCUGAUAAUCAUCUGAUUAUUUUAGUCUCUGUGGAGCGGAGCUAACGCUGAUGAGAGGAGCUCUUCACACAUGCUGACAGAGCUGCUGCAGGCCCGGGUUAUUAUAGAUAUUAAAUAAGCUGUAACCAUCAACAAAUCAAACACAAAACAUCAGCUAAUUCUGAUCACAUAAACAAAUGUCCACAUUCUGGGGAUUUUCAGCCGGUUUCAAGCAUUUUCUUUUAGUUUAUGUAUUGAAUUGUCUCUUAAAGACACAGUAUAAUUCAUUUUCUAUUCAUCUUUUAUUAAGUAUAACGACAGAAUCCUACGGCCUUUGAUAUUCCCUUUAUAUAUAUUUUAUAACAUACAAGGACACGGUGUAAUUCAUUUUUAAUUUAUACAUAUUGUAUGAAAGACUGAAUCCUAAGGUCUGAAGGUCUUCUCCCAGCAUGUGAGUUUAUGUAAUGGCAGUGAUGGUCUUCCAUACCGCCCUCCUCCAGUAGAGGAGCCUGCAGGGGGCGGGUCCUGCACAGGGAGGGGGGGUCCUGAGCUUCAGCUGGUGUUAACUCGGGACCAGGUGGAGGAAAAUCUGCAGAGGAGGAGGGCGCGGUGGUAGAAACACGGAGACGGCACCGCGAACAGCAGCUCAUCUCAGGCAGGAGAGCCGGACUACUGGCGCCACCCCCCGGUGUUUGUCCCGGUCUUUUUCCCGGUGUGGGUCCAUGCUCGAGGGAUCUCUUUGCUGCACGACACUCAGAAGAAGCUGCACGCCACUCGACAGAUGAACCGAGGCGUGCUGAAGUGAGGGAAUCUCACAGGCUGGUCAGCGUGGAGACCCCCUGCUGAGAGCUAUGAAAGAUUUACCUGUCAGGGGGGCUGUAACAAAGACGGAGCCCGUCGUCACGGCAACAGGUGUCUGCAGGUGUAGAGGCAGGAUGCUGUGGCUGCUGCUCUGCCUGCUUCCCGCGGCGUGCGAGGGCCGGAUCGAGGUUCUGGAAGUCGCUGAUAAAAACCGAAACAGCCCCGUGGACGUCGGGGUGAAGACGAGGCCUCACAUCUACUUCUGCCGUUCGCCCAACAUGGAGGACUUCAGCUGCUGGUGGCACCCGCUGGAGAACCUGACGGAGGGGGAGCCGGUCUCCUACGUCCUCACUUACUCCAAAGAAAAGGAGCCGCAGCAGGAGUGUCCGGACUACGUGAGCUCCGGCCCCAACAGCUGCCACUUCGACAGCAGCCACACCACCAUCUGGAAGAUGUACUGUCUGAACGUGACCGCCGUCACCGCAGGCGGGAACUACACCUCCCAGCAGCACUGCCUGGACGUGGCCGAUAUAGUGCAGACCGAGGCUCCGGUGAACCUGUCCUUCGUGCUGGCGGACACCGGCGGGGAAGAGAUUGGUCACAACGCGCUGCUGUCCUGGGCGUACCCGGUGCCGUCGGACCUGAAGUACGGCUGGAUCACGCUGGUGUACGAGCUGCAGUACCGCCGCGUGAGCGAGCCCGACGUCUGGAAGGUGAAGCACCCUCUCAGGGAUCCCCACGUGGAGCUGCUCGGCCUCCCAGUCGGGGAGUUUGUGGUCCGGGUUCGAUGCCGCUCGCGCAACUCCGGCCUGUGGAGCGAGUGGAGCGUGCAGCUGCUGAUGAGCAUCCCCGCCCGUCCACCGGCAGGGAAGCUGCUGGUGCUGAUCCUGGUGACCGGGGUCGGGGUGGUAGCUCUGCUGGUGAUCACCCUCGGGCUCCUCCCCCAGAGCAAGAGAAUAAAAGACUACUUCCUGCCCCGCAUCCCGAAGCCACAGAUCAUCGGCAUUGACCCGCUGCUCCUGAAGAAGGGGAACCUGGAGGAGAUAAACCGUCACUUCAGUAACUUCCACAGCUACACGCCCCCGAGCUACACGGAGGAGGCGUGGGACGCUGUGAGCGCUGGCGAUGCCUUCCUCCCGGCGGCGAGGGUCUGCAGCGGGCCGGAGCGGGACGCGGUGACGGUGCCAAUCGACAUGGCGCCGGGGGCCGCUCGACUCCCGGCGUUGUACCUGCAGAGCGCCGCCCCACCGUACUGCUCCUCGCCGCCGGACGCCGCCUCCUCGUGGCUGCCGCCAGAGAUCCUGACGCUCCCGGGCACGGAGUACAGCAUCAUGGGUAACCCUCACCCUCCCGCCCCCCCGCCGCAGGACUUCUACACCUGCGUGCAGCUGAUGAACGACAGCGGCGAGGUGCACCUGGUGCCCUGCCUGCCGCCGGCGUACUGCCGCGAGUUCCCGCCCCCGCCAGGCGUCAAGGCUGAGAAGAAGAAGAAGAUGGCCGACAGCCACGCUAGGACAAACGUGAGCGACGGCGGCGAGGCAGCGGUGCCUCUGCUGCCCAUCCAUCACCAGGGCUGAGGAGCACCUGCUGGACUUCAAACGUGUCUCUUUUAUCGUGCAAACGUCCCAGCUUUGCAUUAAACCCUGAACACAACGCAGACUCUUCUUGGUGUAUAAACAGCGUUUCCCUUUUCCUACGAGUUCCUCCGGACACCUCCAACCCCUCCAUGCUCCGGACGACUUCAGGUGACCUCGAGUGAGCACUCAACAGCUGCGAACCAGAUGAAUUGUGGGUAAAGGAGUCCGCUCUCACAUUCAGUCUCAGGAAACAGAGAGCUCUCACCUGUGUGUACCUGCUUUAAUCCCACAUAUUGUAACGCUGAACACUUUGCUCAUGGGAAAUGUUCUCUCCCCCGCUGGUAGACAUAUUUCAGUGAGCAUGAAAUGAGGCGCUGCGUCUCUAAUCUGCAGGUUUAAACCUAACAUGUAAUACAGGAAACAGGUCAGGAACGAAGACCCCCCUCCCUCAGGAAGACGAUGUUUAAUGCACUGAAACCACUGCUUUAAUGUUAUACAGCAGCCCCUCUCUAUUAAAUAAUAUAUUUCAUUGCAACACGCCACAGGAAGUAUUUUGAAUAUCUUAGCAGGUACAGGUUGUUUUUCGGUGAAUCAGACACUCAUAUAUAUUUUUCUUUACCAAAAAUGUGUUUUGCUGAACAAAUGUGUAUUAUUACAAAAUCCUUGAGGCCCUUACAGGCGGACCUUGAAGAAGCUCUGAAGUGUAAAGCACUUGUUAUUGUGCAGAGAUAAUGUCCUAUUAUUGUGCCUUUGUUUCCACUCCUCAGAAACACGCUUAUGAGUCUUUAGGUGUGUAUUUACACGGUGUAUGUAGAUGCACACGUGAGCUACGUUCAGCAUGUAUGAAACAGAAACCACGACCUGAUCUCUGAACCUGUCAGAAUGAAAAAGGAUCUGCUGGAAUAAAAAGUGAAAAUGUG
Messenger RNA from Eleginops maclovinus (Patagonian blennie), 4610 nucleotides. RefSeq names its product prolactin receptor-like. NCBI's taxonomy places the organism in Eukaryota, Metazoa, Chordata, Actinopteri, Perciformes, Eleginopidae. Gene Ontology annotation, cellular component: external side of plasma membrane. The record is from RefSeq and is a predicted model, not a curated record. The transcript has 10 exons. Bases 2164 to 3690 code for a protein of 508 amino acids. Gene Ontology annotation, biological process: cytokine-mediated signaling pathway. Gene Ontology annotation, molecular function: protein binding; cytokine receptor activity.